GGGGUGGGGAAUAAAAACUGUGGUCCCAGCAGUCCUGGGCACUGAGGGACAGCAGUGACCAUGAGUGACUUCAAGGAAGCGAGGGUGCAGCAGCUGGACCCCCUGGAGGAGGAGCUGAUGGCCAGCGGUACAAGAUACUCCGUAAGAGACUAUGGAUUCCCACUGCCUUCCAGAGGUGGCGGUUUUGCAGGAUGUCUGAGCUCCAACUACUUCCUGCUGAUGCUGCAGCUACUCUCCCUCACGAUCUUGGCUGGGCUCCUGAUGGCCGUCCUUGUCCAAGUCUCCAAGGCGCCCGGCUCCCAGGAACAGGAGCAGGAGCUGUCCAAGCAGAAGGUGUACCAGGAGCUGACGCAGCUGAAGGUGGGAGUCGACCGCCUGUGCCGCCCCUGCCCCUGGGACUGGACGUUCUUCCAAGGAAACUGUUACUUCUUCUCCAAGUCCCAGCGGAACUGGCACGACUCUGUCACCGCCUGCCAGGAAGAGGGGGCCCAACUAGUCAUCAUCAAAAGUGCCGAGGAGCAGAGCUUCCUGCAGCAGACUUCCAAGAAUAAAGGCAGCACCUGGAUGGGGCUCUCAGACCAGAACCAGGAAGCCACGUGGCACUGGGUAGAUGGUUCGCCUCUGUCCCGCAGCUUCAAGUACUGGAACCCAGGGGAGCCCAACAACGUCGGGGAGGAGGAUUGCGCGGAGUUCACCGGCGACGGCUGGAAUGACGCCAAGUGUGACACGGAGAAGUUCUGGGUCUGCAAGAACUCCACGGCCUCCUGCUCCCACACCUGAAAGCCGCUCCUCUCACCGGUCACUGCCACCCGAGCUGGCCCGCCAGGCGGUCUGGGUACCUCCUUCUCCCCGUGCGCACCCAGAUCUUAACAGGCGCCCUGAUUCCCCCGUCUGGGAGUCCUUGUCAUCCAAGGGGCUGGACUUCGAUGUCUCCAGGUUCUCUUGGGCUUCGCGGUGUGGCUCUGGUCCACGUUGGUGGCUUAACAGCGUGACCAGGUGUCCGAUACCUUCAGGACCUAGAGUGUUGCAUUCACUGACUCUGCCUUCCGGUGGAGACUGGAGGGGUCUGUGGCCUAGGUAGCCUUAGCGUCCCUGCCCUUCCUCUCUGCACACCUCCCUUCCAUCUGCUCGACCUUCAUCCGCCUCCCUGCGCCCCACGCCUCAGCUCCAGCUCCCCUUGGUGACGCUGUGUGGAGCCUGCAGUCCAGGCCCCGAUCUCUCUUGGAGAAGGGCAUGCUGCCCAGCUGCUCCCGGCCCUUUCCUGCCACAGGGAGCUGCUUCCUCCCGGGUCAGCCUCCUUCUCGGCCCAUCUCAAGUGGGUGCAGCAGGGUAAGGAUGUGGCCGCGUUGGGCCAACAUGGGGCAACUCAGAAGGACCCUUCUGGUUCCACGGCACCCCAUGGGGUCAGCUGCAGCCCAUCAGAGCCCUCCUGCUGAUCUCUUCCCUCUGCCCCGUCCUGUUCCCUUCAGUGGCCUAAUAAAAAUAUCUCUGUGGUCUUUGUCCA
Molecule: messenger RNA, 1504 nt
Organism: Sciurus carolinensis (gray squirrel)
Lineage: Eukaryota; Metazoa; Chordata; Mammalia; Rodentia; Sciuridae
Product: CD209 antigen-like protein E
Exons: 7
Coding region: 61-780 (239 amino acids)
Source: RefSeq, a predicted model, not a curated record